AUGGCGGACCUCCACCGCCAGCUGCAGGAGUACUUGGCGCAAGGCAGAGCGGGCGGGGGCGAGGCCGCCGAGCCGCUGCUCGCCGCGGGAACGGCGGCGGCGGAGCCUGCGACGGGCGGGACGUGGCUGGACCGCGUGGGGCUGCGCUGGGCGUGGGCGGCGCGGAGCCCCGCGGAGCCGGCGGCGGCGUCGGGCCCGCCGUGCCUGCCGACGGUGACGCGCACUCAGCGCCUGGCGGCGGCCGGCGUGUGCCUGCUGCUGGCCGCCUUCUGCUUCGGGCUGGCGGUGCUGUACGCGCCUGCGCUGUUGCUGCGCGCGCGCAAGUUCGCGCUGCUCUGGUCGCUCGGCUCGGCGCUGGCGCUGGUGGGCGGCGCGCUGCUGCGGGGCGGCGCGGCGUGCGGGCGGCUGCUGCGCGGCGAGGAGGUGCCGUCGCGGGCCGCGCUGCUCUACGUCGCCGCGCUGGGCGCCACGCUGUACGCCGCGCUGGGCAUGCGCAGCACGCUCUGGACGGCGCUGGGCGCGUGCGCGCAGGUGCUGGCGCUGGCGGCGCUGGUGUUGGACUUGCUGCCUUGGGGCGCCGGCCCGACCCUGCGCCUGGCGCUCGGGCGCCUCAAGCCCGGGGCGCGGCUGGCCAAGGCGCUGCCCGUGUGACCGUGGA
This is a messenger RNA of Suncus etruscus (white-toothed pygmy shrew), 658 nucleotides long. RefSeq names its product SFT2 domain containing 3 (gene SFT2D3). The record is from RefSeq and is a predicted model, not a curated record. Lineage: Eukaryota; Metazoa; Chordata; Mammalia; Eulipotyphla; Soricidae. The transcript has a single exon. The coding region runs from base 1 to 651 and encodes 216 amino acids. Gene Ontology annotation, cellular component: membrane. Gene Ontology annotation, biological process: vesicle-mediated transport.